AUGAAUACAAUCAAGAUUCAUUGCUAUGUUGUUUUUAUUAUUUUUAGUAUAACAGUUCAAAUCGAAUCUCAAAUACAUGAGAAAACAUCUCAAUAUGGUCCAUAUUCAACAAAUAAUAAAACUAAUCUUAAAUGGAAACAAAAUGCCAUCACUGUGGCUGGUGGAAAUGACGAAGGCAAAAAAUUAAAUCAACUCUAUGGCCCUCACGGAAUCUUUAUUGAUAAAAACAAAAAUAUUUUCAUUGCUGAUUCUUGGAAUAAUCGUAUUAUUGAAUGGAAAUAUAAUGCAAAAGAAGGACAAAUCAUUGUAGGUGGAAAAGGAAUGGAUCAAUUGAAUGAGCCAACAGAUGUGAUUGUUGAUCAACAAAAUCAUUCGAUCAUCAUUGCUGAUAAGGGGAACAGACGAGUGAUUCAAUGGUUGAAUCAAAAUCAACAAAUUCUCAUUGACAGUAUUGACUGUUGGGGCUUGGCAAUAGAUAAAAAUGGAUUUCUUUAUGUUUCUGAUCAUAAGAAGAAUGAAGUGAGACGAUGGAAAAUGGGAGAAUAUAACAAUGAAGGAAUUAUAGUGGCAGGUGGAAAUAAAAAAGGAGAUCAACUCAAUCAAUUCAAUUCUCCUACUUUUAUCUUUGUUGAUGAAGAUCAAUCAGUAUACGUAUCAGAUGAGAACAAUCUUCGUGUGAUGAAAUGGGGAAAAGAUGCAAAAGAAGGAACAAUUGUGGCUGGAGGAAAUGGUUACGGACGAGAUCUCAAUCAAUUAUCGUCACCUCAAGGAGUCAUUGUUGAUCAUUUGGGUCAAAUCUAUGUGGCUGAUUAUUGGAAUGAUCGAAUAAUGCGUUGGUGUGAAGGAAAACAAGACGGUGAAAUUGUUGUUGAUGGAUAUGAGCAGAAAAAUCAAACAAAUCAAUUGGUUUUUUCCUCUGGUUUAUCUUUUGAUGAUGAAGGAAAUCUUUAUGUUGCUGAUCAUUUUAAUCAUCGAAUUCAAAAAUUUGAAGUAAUUUUUUUAUCAAUUAAAAUUAAAGAAUCACAAGGUGAAGUUUGUUCAACAGCAACAUGGUCAAAACAUGGAAUUACAGUUGCUGGUGGAAAAGGUUUUGGAAGAAAACUUGAUGAAUUAGCUGAUCCUUAUGGAAUAUUUCUUGAUGAUAAUGAUGCGAUUUAUAUUGCAGAUCGUUCAAAUCAUCGUGUUGUUAUGUGGAAACAAAAUGCAACAAUUGGCCAAUGGAUUGCUGGGUUAAAAGAAGAUGAAGAUGAUACUCAUGCACUUCCAUUAAAUAUGCCACAAGAUAUUGUUGUUGAUAAAAAUGGCACAGUAUAUAUAAGUGAUGGAGGAAAUUAUCGUGUUGUUCGAUGGUAUCAAAAUGAACAAAAAGGUGAAGUUCUUAUUGAUCAUAUACAAGCUGUAGGAAUUGCACAAGAUAAUCAAGGAUUUAUUUAUGUAUCAGAAUAUGCCAAUGGUCAAAUUACAAGAUGGAAUUUUAAUGAUGAUGAUGAAUUAAGUGGAGAAAUUGUUGCAAAAAAUUUAGGUCAUACAAAUUUUAUAUUUAUUGAUCAGAAUGGAUCAGUUUAUUCUGCAGGUAUUUUAAAGGAUCGAAUACUUAAAAUAAUUGAAGGAAAUGAUGAACCAAUUCUUAUUACUGCUCAAUAUGAUUCUUCAGAACAUCGAUUUGAUCAACUUAGUCGUCCGUCUGGUGUUUUUGUUGAUGCACAAGAAACAGUUUAUGUUGCAGAUACACAAAAUCAUAGAAUUAUGCGCUGGUUACAAGGUGCAACGAAUGGAACAUUAAUUGUUGGUGGAAAUGGUAAAGGUUCUGCAUCAGAUCAAUUAGAUUAUCCUUCAGAUUUAUUUCUUGAUCGACAAGGAAAUUUAUAUGUUACGGAUACUUUGAAUAACCGCGUACAAAAAUUUCUUAUUGAUGAAAGUUCUUGUCAAAAGAAUUAA
Messenger RNA from Adineta steineri, 1938 nucleotides. The record is from the annotation of a GenBank genome assembly. Lineage: Eukaryota; Metazoa; Rotifera; Eurotatoria; Adinetida; Adinetidae.